Messenger RNA from Penicillium samsonianum, 960 nucleotides. RefSeq names its product RTA1 domain-containing protein. NCBI's taxonomy places the organism in Eukaryota, Fungi, Ascomycota, Eurotiomycetes, Eurotiales, Aspergillaceae. The transcript has a single exon. The record is from RefSeq and is a predicted model, not a curated record. Gene Ontology annotation, cellular component: membrane. The coding region runs from base 1 to 960 and encodes 319 amino acids.
AUGGAUAUCGACUUCCACCCCGGUGUCAACGGGUCCAGCCCUUAUGUCGACUUUUACCCAUAUACACCCUCCGACACAGCAGGCUAUGCAUUCAUGGCCAUGUUUGGUAUCGCGACCAUCUCUCAUUUUGUCUUGAUGAUUCCAUAUCGCGCUGGAUAUUUCACUCCUCUCUUUCUAGGAGGUGUUUGUACAUUUCCCCGUUCCUUCAAGUGCUGGAUUGGAAUUCGACUAACACGAUUCAAACCAGGUGAAACAUUCGGAUACUACGGUCGAGCGUGGUCCCAUAAAGACAGAAGAGAUAUCUCCUCAUGGGCCCUCCAAGAAAUGCUCAUCCUUUGUGCCCCACCUCUCAUCGCCGCUACAGUCUACAUGGUCCUCGGUCGAAUCAUCCGCUGCUUUGGCGCUGAACAUCUACUCAGCAUGGCUCCUAAAAAGAUCACGGUCAUCUUUGUAUUGAAUGAUGUACUCACUUUCUGCACGCAACUAGGCGGUGCUGGUGUCCAAAUCACCGGAGACGCAAAUAUCAUGGCCAUCGGCAAAAAAGUCGUCCUAGCAGGUCUGAUUUUCUCCCUGGUCGUGUUCUCCUUCUUCAUUUGGAUUGCAGUCAGCUUGCAUCGACGACUUCUGAGGAACCCUACCGAUAUAUUGGUCAUGAACAAUAUUAAUUGGCAGCAGUACAUGUGGACUUUGUACGCUGCCUGUUUUGCGUUGAUGCUUCGAAAUCUUGUUCGGACCAUUCAGUUCGGGGCGCCUAAGACUUCGUCCGUUAAUCAAAAGGAGUGGUAUAUUUACGCUUUUGAUGGCUUUCUUAUGUUCUUUUCUAUGGCCGUUCUAGUCGUUUACCAUCCUGGGCUUCUAAUCAAGAAGGCUCGUCGGCUAGCGAAGGUUGCAGAUUUUCAUGAACCUUUAACGUCGGAUAUUCCGUUGACUCAGUAUGAGCCACGGAUGAUGGCAGUAUAG